Molecule: messenger RNA, 3003 nt
Organism: Clupea harengus (Atlantic herring)
Lineage: Eukaryota; Metazoa; Chordata; Actinopteri; Clupeiformes; Clupeidae
Gene: mbtps2
Product: membrane-bound transcription factor peptidase, site 2
Biological process (GO): membrane protein intracellular domain proteolysis; regulation of response to endoplasmic reticulum stress
Cellular component (GO): membrane; cytoplasm
Molecular function (GO): protein binding; metalloendopeptidase activity
Source: RefSeq, a predicted model, not a curated record
AAGAGAUCAGCUUCAAAUCAUUGUUGACACUGAACUGGAAUGAAACAGCUGAUCGUAGAGCAGUUGUUUAAAUCAAAUUCGCUGCAGUUUGGCGCAUUGAAAUGACGUCACGUGUAUACACCGAGCUCCAGCAAUAGCCAGCUAAACACAUUACCCUGCCUCACUCGCCCUGCAACUGUAGCAGGGAUUCUGUGCCAGUGCAUGGAUACUGUAUGAAUUUGCUUUUGUGUAUGCAACGUUACUGUUGCUAAAUGUUACCUUGGACGGUCUUUUCAUUCAUUUAUUGUAACCCAAGCCAUUCCGCAAGUGUAGCGCGAACCGUGUCGCAAUGAUACCCAUCCCGAUUGUAGUAUGUGUGAUGGGAGGAUGGUGUGCCAUUUACCUAACUGACACUCUUAUAAAGACGUCUACAUCUGUGAAGCACAGAUAUGAGACUUGGCUGUCGUCCAAUGGACUCACUCUGUCCCCUUUCCACGUUCGAUGGCAAACAGGUCUCUUCAACCGCCUGUUCGCCAGAUGUGCUAGUCUUAACCCCCACUUCCUUCAUGUAUGGUUCAGUAUGGGUAUGGUGUUUGGGGUGGUGGCUAUGUUCGGCUCUGUGAUCUUGCUCUCACAGACGCUGCACCAGACCCUGAAGCAGAUGACCUCAGAAGCUCCAGAAGGUUCUCACGAGCAGGUGCUGCAGGUGGUGGUUCCCGGGGUGAACUUGCCUGUGAGUCAGCUGGCGUACUUCUUCAGUGCCAUCUUGGUCAGUGGAGUCAUACAUGAGUUUGGCCAUGGGGUGGCAGCACUGAGGGAACAGGUGCGGUUGAAUGGCUUUGGGAUCUUUGUGUUUGUAGUGUACCCCGGGGCCUUUGUGGAUCUCUUCACCACACACCUGAACCUCAUCUCUCCUAUUCAGCAGCUUCGCAUAUUCUGUGCAGGAGUAUGGCACAACUUCAUACUGUGUGUGGCUGCGCUGUGCUUCCUGCUGCUCCUACCUCUAAUGCUGUUUCCUUUGUACUAUACUGGGGCAGGGGCCUUAGUCACAGAGGUCGUGGAAGGCUCCCCCAGUAGCGGGCCACGGGGGCUGUUUGUGGGGAACCUGGUGACCAGUCUGGAGGACUGUGCGGUGCACGGUGUGGAGGACUGGAACUGGUGCAUCCGGCAGCUCUCCCAGCAGCCGCAGACCGGCUACUGCGCCGGGACCAAAAACCUGCAGAUCAGCUGGGCCGCCGGACGAGCUUACAAGCGUCUGGACGGGACAAUGGAAUGCUGCAGCAACAACAGCCUGACAGACCUUUGCUUCUCUUACCACAACAACCAGGAUGGCAAGAUGGUAGACGGUCAUACAGUACAUACAGACGCAGAGUACGCCUGUUUACCUGCGCGGAAGACCAUGGAGUCCAGUCGCACCUGCAGGACCAACGCGGACUGCCAGCAGCCGCAGCCGAAGCAGCAGGAUGGCGCAGGGCCCAGCCUGUGUAUGGUGCCCUCGCUGGAGAACCAGACACGCCUGAUCCGCGUGCGCCACCCUCCCCACCAGGACAUGCUCUUCGUCGGGUACCCCUCCCACCUCCAGUACUCAGUGAGUCUUACAAACUUCGUGCCUCGACUCAGCUUCCUCCACCUGGACUUGCCAGUGUUGCUGGAAACCUUUUGCAAAUACCUGGUGUCGUUGUCUGGAGCCCUGGCAGUGGUGAACGCCGUGCCCUGCUUCGCCCUGGACGGCCAGUGGAUGCUGACGUCCUUCCUGGAGGCCUCGCUGGGCACGCUGCUGCCGGAGAGGAGCAGCCGGGAGAUGCUGGGCUUCUGCAUCCUGCUGGGGGGCAGUGCCCUGCUGGCAUCCAACGUGGCGCUAGGACUGUGGAUGGUCACGGCACGAUAGCACACACACGUAGACACACUCACACCCAAAGACACACAGACAGACAGACAGACACACACACACACACACACAUACACACACACACAGAUGGGGCAGGAGGACAUUGUGGGAUCCUUCUCUGAUCAUCAGUUUAGAGCCCCCUUUCUGACUCAACAAUCAGAUCAAAGUGGUAAUUAACUCAGACUCGGAGACCCUUGAAGGGGAUAUAAAAACUACAAUUCCCAUUAUCCUCUACCCUUGUAUAAGAAAGCAACACAAAGCAACACAGUCAGUUACACUGUGAUGUAGUGUGUAAUGUCCCUCUCUCAGAAGAUGGCCAGACAUUGAAGAUGACUGAUUCUUUAAUGGGAUUGAUUGCCCAUACAACCUUGGUGCGAUGGCCUUAGGAAGAUUGAGUGCACCCUUGUUCCAAAAAAAAUGUCUGAAAAAAUGUCUGCUACUGUUUGAAAAAGCACAAAGGGACACCACCAACCAAGGACAUUGUUAAAGUUGUUUAAGUCGUACAUAAUAUCCCAUGCAUAAAAACAGAGUGUAUGACAUGUUAUGAUGUCCUUGCUAUGCACACAUUGAAACCACACCACCUGGGGAUCUAUUCCAGUUAGUUGCAAUGUUUGUCUUUGUACACCAGUGUCCCUAUUUCCACUCUUAUGAACUCUGUGUGUGUGUGUGUGAGGGGGUUAUAUCCCACUUUCACUUCCCAUAUCCACUGGAGGGGGUUCAUGUUAAUUCCUCAAACGAAAAGCGGUUUGCUGAACCUCAGGAGGGGUCGUGCCUGUUGUAGGAGCGGAUUGGUUGGGAGACACACUGAAAACAUCGCAGAAAUCAUUGUUUUUAAAAAGUGAAAUAACACCCCCUGUAGACUUCCCAUCCGAUUUAGAACCUGCUUUUGUGUAAAUAAAGAAUGUAUUUGAAGGAGUGGGAUGAGGAGGACUACUGGAGACUCUUAAAUACUGAAAUGCUAAAAUAUUCUUUUUAUUUAAUGUAAGCGGUUUGUAUGUUUUGGUGAUAAAUAUGCCCUAUUAUUACUUUUAUAGGUUGAACGUAUUAUUGCAUACCACUAGAGGGCACUCUUACAGUGGAAUCUGGAAGUUGUUAUGAUUGGCCUUGAUAAAAUAAAAAAAACAUCGAAAUCCCUA